AUGAAGCUUAUAAAGCGAGGAAUAGAAAAAAACGGACCGGGGUAUGUCGCACUUAUUCCGGACGAUUCCGAGGAUAUGUGGCACAUAUAUAAUCUGAUACGUGUUGGUGACGUUGUUCGCAGUAAAACUAUCCGUAAGGUUGUCACUGAAACAUCGACUGGCACGACUUCUAGUCAGCGAAUGCACACCGUUCUAACGAUCAGCGUGGAAGCAAUCGAUUUUGAUCCUGGAGCAAAUGCUCUUCAUCUCAAGGGUCGAAACAUACAAGAGAAUGAUCUUGUGAAGCUUGGGGCUUAUCAUACCCUUGACUUGGAGCCAAAUAGAAAAUUCACGCUGGAAAAAACGGAAUGGGAUACGAUCGAUAUAGAACGGCUUGACACUGCACUUGAUCCUGCAGCUCAGGCAGACGUUGCUGCUGUUGUUCUGCAUGAAGGAUUGGCUCAUGUCUGCCUACUCACCCCAGCAAUGACUCUUGUGCGGGCAAAAAUUGAUAUGCAGAUCCCACGCAAACGAAAGGGGUUCACUUCUCAACAUGAUAAAGGCAUCCAAAGGUUUCUGGACGCAGUAUCAGCAGCGUUCCUGCGUCACGUCGACUUCAAUGUUAUAAAAUGUGUUCUCAUCGCAAGUCGAGGUUUCCUCAAAGAGCAGUUUUUGGAUCACCUGUUGCGGUAUGCUGAUGCUCAAGGGAAAAAGAUUACAACUGAACAACGUGGGAAGUUUAUGCUGACACAUUCUAGUAGCGGUUUCAAACAUGCUUUAAAAGAGGUCUUGGAGGAUCCGGCUGUUGCUAUUCGUCUAGCCGAUACUAAGGCGCAAGCCGAGGUGAAGGCACUCAAUACUUUUUACGAAUUAAUGUCAACAGAACCGGAUCGAGCUUUCUAUGGCUACAAGCAUGUGUGCAUGGCGAAUAAGGAACAGGCCAUUGAGACGUUAUUGCUUUCGGACUCACUUUUUCGAUCACAAGAUUUAGCGACAAGGAAGCGCUAUGUGGAACUGGUUGAAAGUGUACGAGAACAGAACGGUACUGUGCUCAUCUUCUCUUCGAUGCAUGUCUCCGGUGAGCAGCUGAGCCUCCUCACAGGAUGUGCGGCCAUUCUUCGUUUUCCAAUGCCUGACAUUGAAGACGACACAUUAAGUGAUGAAGAACAGCCGUAG
Messenger RNA from Haemonchus placei, 1155 nucleotides. NCBI's taxonomy places the organism in Eukaryota, Metazoa, Nematoda, Chromadorea, Rhabditida, Trichostrongylidae. The record is from the annotation of a GenBank genome assembly.